CCCAUGGAGACAGUUACAAGGAACAAGCUUUGCUCUUGGAUUUGAAAAGAAAAAGAGACCUUCUGUACCGAAUUUAUUUUGGUACAAAAUGCCUCCGACUCUCUUCCAGAAACUUUUCAACAAGAGAAAUGCGUUUUCGUCGCCGCCCCCGAGAUGUAGCAAAGAGGACCCAGCAUUCAGCUGGCCAAUCCCCCAGCUGGAGCCCAGUCAGAUCAGGCUGAUAGUGUACCAGGACUGCGAGAGGCGUGGCAGAAAUGUCCUCUUCGACUCCAAUGCCAAAAAGAGGGGCACGGAGGAAACCCCCAUCACCAGCACUGAGGGCCAGGUGAAGAUGUUCGGGAAAUGCUGCCAGCUCCGUCCUACUGGAGGCAGCAGCAGUUCCCUGGACAGCUCCUCCUCCUGCACCUCAGAAAGUAAAGAAACAAAGGAGCAGGGCCUCCGCUUCCAGGGUUCAAGGUGUUCCUCUGAUGUGGUUAUGCUGGGGGAAAUGAUGUUUGGCUCCGUGGCUAUGAGCUACAAAGGUUCCACGCUAAAAAUCCACCAGAUCAGAUCACCACCUCAGCUGAUGCUGAGUAAGGUCUUCACAGCCAGGACGGGAGGUAGUGUGUACGGCAGCCUCAACACGUUACAGGACAGCCUUGAGUUCAUUGGACAGGACAGCAACACCCUAAGGCCUGAUCAGAACACCGGGCCCAACAGCCUCCUAGGCAACAUAGGAUUUUCUCAGCUCUGCAGCCCUCGACGGGCCUUCUCUGAACAGGGCCCUCUGCGCCUCAUCAAGAGCGCAUCUUUCUUUUCAGGCCACAGUCACCCCAUGGACAUGCCUGGCCGAGGGCUUUACGACGAGAGGGACAGCGGCAUCGCCAGGUCAGCUUCUCUGAGCAGCCUGUUGAUCACUCCCUUCCCAUCUCCUGGCUCCUCCCUGACCAGCAGUUGUGCGUCCAGUUACCAGCGCCGAUGGCUCCGCAGCCAAACCACCAGCCUGGAAAAUGGCGUCUUCCCUCGAUGGUCAGUAGAGGAGAGCUUCAACAUGUCUGAUGAAAGUGGUGGUCCAAGCCUUGGCGUGGCUCGUAAGAAGAAGAUUGCCAUUGGUGUCAUCUUCAUGCUGUCCCCCAACCCUGAGGAGAACAACCGCUUCCAAGAUUUCUUUUUCUCCCACUUCCCCCUCUUUGAAAGCCACAUGAACAAACUCAAGAGUGCUAUUGAACAGGCCAUGAAGAUGAGUCGGCGGUCAGCUGAUGCCAGUCAGAGGGCCUUGGCUUACAGUCGGAUGGUGGACGGACUCAACGAGUUCAGGAUGACCAUCUGCGACCUCUACACCAUGCCCCGGGUGGCCGAGCCCGUCUGGUUGACUAUGAUGUCCGGAGCGUCUGAGAAGAACCAGCUCUGCGGUCACUUCAUGAGGGAGCUCUCUCUGCUGAUGGAGCAGACCUCCAAGAACCAAUUCCUUCCUGCGUUAUUGACAGCCAUCCUGACCAAUCAUCUGGCCUGGGUGCCCACCGUCAUGCCUAAUGGGCAGCCUCCAAUCAAGAUCUUCCUCGAGAAACACUCCUCCAAAAGCGUUGACAUGCUGGCAAAAACACACCCCUACAACCCACUCUGGGCACAGCUUGGAGACCUAUACGGGUCCAUUGGGUCACCGGUGAGGUUAUCGAGGACUGUGGUGGUAGGCCGCAGACAGGAGCUUGUCCAGAGACUCCUCUAUGUCCUCACCUACUUCAUCCGCUGCUCCGAGCUGCUGGAGACCCACAUGCUGGACAGCGCUGAGGAUGAGGCCAUUGUCAUGCCAGGCUCCCUCAUCACCACCUCCCUAAGAAAGGGAGAGGUGGAGGAGUCGGACUAUGUCCUGGUUACAGUCCACAAACCCAGCGGGGACUACUUGUCCCAAGGGGCCCAUAGCCAGCAGACUGAUGCAGAGGACAGCAGCUACCCUUCAGACAACAGUCUCCAGAGCAGCACUUACACAGACACAGAGGUGGAGCAUGGUGCUGGGGACACACCCAAGGAGGAAGAUGAAGAGGAGGAGGAUGAGGAGGAGGACAGCAGUGAGAGUCAAGGGUCCAGGAGCAGUGUGCUUCAGACGGGACACAGCCAGGGUAACAACCCUAUUAUCAGGACUACAGAGGCAGGUGAACCUCAGGAACUGCGUAGGGAGUCAAGCAGCCCACUGGCCACAGAGGCCAGACUGGAGACGGUGCUGCGUGUUGGCUCGGCUUCCCCCAGGGAGCAGGUCUGUGUGCUGGAUACAGAGACCAAGGGAGACCUGAAACUUAUUGUCCCAUCCAUACCCACAACCCUCACAUCCAGUCCAUCCCCAACUCCUGUCACAACAGAGGGUAAAAACUCUGGGGCAGAGGCUGGGAUGGAUGCAAGCACGGGGAACCAGCCCAUCAGAGUGCUGGCUCCUCGGCCCUUGGGGAUCCCUCUGGAGAAGAAGCCCCCAGAUAAGAACCUGGCCGCUGCGGUGCCAGUACCAGUGACACCAGGAAACACUGUGACAGGGCCCAUGGCCUUGACUCUAGUAGAAGACGAGGAGCCGGCAACAAAAGUCACUUUCCUCAUCGGAGACUCCAUGUCUCCUGAGUCAGACACAGAGAGCCGCAGGAGGAAGGUAGACGAGGAAAUGAAAAAGCACAAGAAACACCAGCAGCUGUUGAUGAUGCAGCAGCAACACGGGCAACAUUAUCAACAGCAACCGCAACAGCUGCAGAGAGGAGCAGAUUCAAAGACCAGCAACAUUAGUGCAUCAGAGGACCAAACCAAACAGACCAAGGUGGCUCCAGCCCUACAGCGGGUGUCCAGUAAAAUGCCCCAGUGGAGCCAAAAUUGUAUGGAUGAUUUUGAUGAGUAUUUCAGCCUGGACAACCCUGUGGAGACUAGGACUAUAGACGAUGUGGCCAAACGACAGGAGGCCUGCUCCACAGACAGUAUGCACAAAGACUUGCUAGACCCCUCGGGAGUCUCCCGGCCUGGUGACUUGAGGAGUCACAGCUUUCAGGGUGCAGUGCGGGGUCAUGGUUUGGGUGUUUGUUUAGGUUCACGUAGUGGAGAGGUAGGGUCCAGCAGCAGGGGAGACACUUUGUUGGAUGUCCAGAGGAGGUGUAGGUGUGGGUCUACAGAUUCCUCUGAUGCCUGCUGCUGCAGGGGCUGUUCUGCUGAGCAGGACAAAGGUCUUCUGUUGUCAAUCCCCAUCCCACAGGAUGGAAGCGGCAACAGCAAAGAGGACCAAAAGCGUAAGGCGGGGCCCGUCAAUGACUGGGAGAUUCCGCGCAACGAGAGCUCAGACAGCGCGCUGGGGGACAGUGAGAGCGAGGAGACCGAGGACUGGCAGGAGGAAGUGCUGGUGCCCUUCCCAGGGUCUAAAUUGGUGGAGAACUACUCAAAACCAAGCAUUGCCAAUUUUGGCCGGUCGCUAUUUGGAGGCUACUGCCCCACCUACGUGCCCGACUUUGUACUGCAUGGGUUGCCCAGUGAUGAGAAGCUACGGCAGAGCCUCAUGGCUGAAUUAACCCAUGCUGUUCAGCAUCCAGUGUUGGAUGAGCCCAUAGCGGAGGCCGUCUGCAUUGUAGCAGACACAGACAAGUGGACAGUGCAGGUGGCCAGCAGUCAGCGACGAGCCACGGACGUCAACAAACUGGGGAAGGAGGUUCUGGUAUCCAGCCUGGUGUCCAGCUUAUUGCAGUCCACUCACCAGCUCUACAAACUCAACCUCUCACCCAAUUUUUGUAUAAUGCACCUUGAGGACCGCCUGCAGGAAAUCUACUUUAAGAGCAAGAUGCUCGCCGAGUAUUUAAAAGGCCAGACAAGAGUCCAUGUGAGAGAAUUGGGCAUGGUCUUAGGAAUCGAGUCCAGCGACCUCCCCCUGUUAGCCGCAGUGGCCAGCACUCACUCCCCCUAUGUGGCCCAGAUCCUGCUAUGAGACUGUAAUGGCACUGAGGUCCUAAGUAGUGAGCUGCCUCAGGAUGCCAGUCAGAUCCAGAUGGUGCCGCUCGGGCCCUGAAAAUCUCUGGCCGUCCAUGCUUUGCAGCUGACCCCCCGACAUGGUUUCCUGACCUGCGUGCCUGGGCUGAGUGGGACCUUUGCUCUGAGCCUGAGCAGCGCACGUCUUUUCGGACCACAGCUGGCGCCUCCGCUCACCACCACCACCGCUGCUGCUGAAUGUGGUGCGAUGCUGAUUCUGCACCACAGGGGGGAACUAGAGACCACAGUCCCACAGAUGGAGUGAGGUUUGCGGAUGACUGAAGCAUCCCUCACACGACCUUCUCCACUUGUUUGAAUGUUUCUUUUUAAACAAGACUCUUUUAUUUUUGGACACAAAAGCCAAAGACUUUUUUUUUCCAGUUGAGAAUGAAACUUUAAGGAUAUCUACAGUAUAAUAACAAUGGAUUUUGUUUCUUCUACUGCUUUUUUUCCCCCUGUACAAUCUUAAACCCAGUCGUACGAAGUGACGGACUACACUUUUAAAGGAAACAGAUGGACAUUUUUAACAUUACUUUGAGGUAAAUAUCACUGAGAAGAUUAUCAAUCUCAUGCCAAUUAUGUUAUUUCGUUUAUCUUCAUGUAUUUUGUUUACAAGCCAAAUUUCCCUUAGAUAUCUCAUUGACAAAUUUUAUUUACAUGUUAAAUUGCAAUGCACGCCUGACUUAAAAGCCUGUUCUCUGGCCACGUGGAGAAUCGAUGCACACCGUGAUUUUUGGUUCUACAAACUGGUUUUGCAAUGGCUAAAAGUGGCUUUGACAUUCUUAUCAUAGGUACAGCACUACCUCAGAUCUUCAAUGGGCUGUGGAUGACGCACAUUUACAGUCGCCCCAUAGAAAACCCUGAGGUAAACUUUUUAAGAUGUUUUAAUCAGAGGAAUGUCAGCUGCGUGCAGACUCUAUGCUGUGUUCUUUGAAAAAAGGGAAGGUUGUUAAAUUCCUUAAGAUGAUCGCUACACACGUCAGAAUGUGAUUAGGAGAGGAGAGGAGUCCCUUUCUACUGUGGAAAAGCUAAAACACGCAUCAUCUUCAUAUAUUUUAAAACCAAAAUGCUGAACUAUUUUCACACUUUUAUAGCUUCGCCACCUUUUUACGAUGUUUACGGCUUCGAUGUUUGCUGCAGUGAGAGGAGGAGAGGAACACGGGAGGCCUUACAGCGGAUUAAAAUAUGUAUCGGUUAACACUAUUUUCAAACAAGUUUCUAUGACGGUUAUACUCACAAAAAAAAACAAACAUGCGAAAUACAAAACUACAGUAGCACACUUCUUUUCUUUUGUUUUCUGUUUGAUUUUCCAUGACGUCGACAAAUGAAUUUGGUUGUUAUGCCAUAUAGCCAGGGUGCGAUUUGCUGAACGUAAAAGGGAGGUUGAGUUGCUUUUACGCCUUCUGAGUAUGGAGUCUCUCCUGGGCAGAAAGUGUAAGUUGCGUAGGGGCCAAUGGGACAUUAUGUCAUUGUUAUUAUUACUUUCCUGUCAUCAGUUGUAGGCAUUUGAACUGAAUAUAUAUUUUCUUUGUUUGAUUGCAGAAAAAAUAGAUUGACAUGAGUAAAAAAUAAAAGAAAUCCCUACUAAUAUACAAUAUAGUAAAGAGUCAAAAGCAGGGAGGAACUGCUGAUUUUCUAAAUAUAUAUGCCCAUCCAUACAGCACUUUACAAUACUGUGCUUUAAGGCCAGAAAUUUUAUGUUGAUGGCAAAAGAAUUGCGGGCAGAUGGACAAAGUUUGAUUUAGCCAGCAGCCAGCUCAAUAAAAAUGGUUUCUGGAAAGAAACAUUCCCAUAUUUCUUUUAAAAAAAUCCUCCUUAAAGAUUGGAGUGUGUCUCAGGCUUGAGCUUGUUGAUGGUACACAGUAAAUGCAAAGAAUGGCUUGUAUUGUUAGAAAAAUCAGGAAUAACUGUCAGUGUAACCCUGAGAACAUUGUUUUCUUUCUAUAAGCUCAAAUCGCACCCUGUAUAUGACCCAAGUCUUAACGGAGAUGUGGCAUGAAUGCAUCACAGGCUUCUGGAGAUCUCAUUUUGCUGGUAAAAUUGAUAUAGACAUGCUUGUUACUGCAUCGAAGAAGCUCCGCUGUAUCAGCCUACAUUUUGUACAACCCAGCCAUUAUGUUUAAAAGGUAUGAAUUUAUAUCCGCUUUUCCCUCUUUGUAUAUGAGUAAAUUAUUUAGUUGCCCACGGUAUGUGUAAUAGUUCAUGUAAACUGUACAUACUCUUGUUUAUUUCCAUUUAUUUGUACAGAAUGUCUUUUAAGAAUUGUCUCCUCAGAUUAUUUUUUCCCAAUUUUCUGGGAAUGUUGUGCAAUAAAGAUGCCGAUGUUAAGGA
Molecule: messenger RNA, 6291 nt
Organism: Plectropomus leopardus (leopard coralgrouper)
Lineage: Eukaryota; Metazoa; Chordata; Actinopteri; Perciformes; Serranidae
Gene: fnip1
Product: folliculin interacting protein 1
Cellular component (GO): cytoplasm
Molecular function (GO): protein-folding chaperone binding; ATPase inhibitor activity
Source: RefSeq, a predicted model, not a curated record